Prorocentrum cordatum is the source of this 1420-nucleotide messenger RNA. The record is from the annotation of a GenBank genome assembly. NCBI's taxonomy places the organism in Eukaryota, Dinophyceae, Prorocentrales, Prorocentraceae.
CCCAGGGGGAGGGCGGCUGGCCGCUGGCCGCCUCCCCGGGCGUCCUCGAGGCCCUCCGGGCUCGGGCCGGCGGCGGCAGCGGCGAGGAGGACGCCGACUCGCGCCUCGUGGCUGCCGCGGUGCUCCGCCGCGCGGGCCUGGCGCAUGGGGCUGACGCGCAGGACAAGAGCCUUGUUCUCGCCGCGGUACGCGUCGCCGGGGAGGCUCUGCGCUACGCCGAGGGUGCGCUGUGCGGCGAUGUGGAGGUGGUCUCGGCCGCCGUCCGCCAGUGCGGUGUGGCGCUGCGGCACGCCGCGGCCGAGCUCCAGAAGGACGAGGGCAUAGUGGCUGCCGCGGUCGCCGCCCCGGGGGGCGGGCAGGCGGCCGUCCAGUUCGCGGCUCCCGGAGUCCGAGAACGAAUGUUUGUCUUGGAGGAGUUGGACGCGUACGUGCCAUGGGAGAAGCAUUGGAAGGGUGUGGAGGAUGCGACGUUCCGCAGGAGCCUCCUCGCGGAGGGUGCCUGCGCCGGCCGUUCCGGCAUCGCCGCCUCGGUGCGCAACCUCGCGGGCGACCUCGGCGCGCGUGGCUGCUGGGGCCGCGCCAUGGCCCUCCUGGACGCCUACUGCUGCACGCGGCCGUCGGUCGUGUACAGCAAGCUGCCGCCAGAGAUCCCGGUGGCGGCGCUGAUCCUGGCGAUGAAAGCUGCCAGGCGACGUUUCAAGUACAAGGACGUCGACCUCCUGUUGGCCGCGCACCUCGACCAGGUGCAGCUGACGCCCCACCUUCUGAGGCUCCUGACGGGCGCCGAGGUCCACAUCCUGAUGGUCCUGGGCGGGCGCGUUUGCGCGCUGUCCGUCGGGGACUGGUCGUACGUCUUCAUGCAGCGGCUGCUCGGCGCCGCCGCCGCCCCCGUCCACAGGGAGGCCGACGAGGAGAGCGAGAGCGCCGCAGCGCCUGCGGUGGACGCGAAGCUCAAGCUGAUGCCCAAGGAUACCUCGUCUGAGGACACCGAGUCGGUCGAGGAGUUCUCCCAGUUCUGGAGCGGAUCCACUGCGUUCUCAGGAGGGCUCCUGGACUGCGCGAGCCGCUCGAGCGGCUCCACAACGGACGAGUCGCCCGAUGAAGGAGAGGCCGCCCCCUGGGCGCCGAGCGGCUCCGCGUGGCGCUGGGAGGCGGCGCUCGGGUCCGGCCCCGACCAGGUGGCGCUCCGCGAGGCGGCGAUCAGGAAGACCUCCGCGCUGGUGGACCUGCUGACGGCGCAGGUGGCGGCGUCGCCGGCGGCUACGCCGAGCACGUUGGCCCUCGGCGCUUGCGUCCUGGGCCUGGUCGCUGCGGGGGGCCUGCGCCUGGAGGAGCUCUGGGCGGCAGCCCCCGCGUGUGGGGCCGAGCUCGAGGAGGUGGUCGACGGCGCGGCCUCUGCCGGUCUGCUGCCCAGCGAGGC